Chrysochloris asiatica (Cape golden mole) is the source of this 4578-nucleotide messenger RNA. RefSeq names its product cut-like homeobox 1 (gene CUX1). Gene Ontology annotation, molecular function: DNA-binding transcription factor activity, RNA polymerase II-specific; DNA binding. The coding region runs from base 13 to 4578 and encodes 1521 amino acids. The transcript has 24 exons. Gene Ontology annotation, cellular component: Golgi membrane. Lineage: Eukaryota; Metazoa; Chordata; Mammalia; Afrosoricida; Chrysochloridae. Gene Ontology annotation, biological process: regulation of DNA-templated transcription; intra-Golgi vesicle-mediated transport. The record is from RefSeq and is a predicted model, not a curated record.
AUAUGUCUCAAGAUGGCGGCCAAUGUGGGAUCGAUGUUUCAAUAUUGGAAGCGCUUUGAUUUACAGCAGCUGCAGAGAGAACUUGAUGCCACUGCAACAGUGUUGGCUAACCGACAAGAUGAAAGCGAACAGUCUAGAAAGCGGCUUAUCGAGCAAAGCCGAGAGUUCAAGAAGAACACUCCAGAGGAUUUGCGCAAGCAGGUAGCGCCACUGCUGAAGAGCUUCCAAGGGGAGAUUGAUGCACUGAGUAAAAGAAGCAAAGAGGCUGAGGCAGCGUUCUUGAAUGUCUACAAGAGAUUGAUUGAUGUUCCAGAUCCGGUGCCAGCUCUGGACCUCGGACAGCAGCUCCAGCUCAAAGUCCAGCGCAUGCAUGAUAUUGAAACAGAGAAUCUGAAGCUUAGGGAAACUCUGGAAGAAUACAACAAGGAAUUUGCUGAAGUGAAAAAUCAAGAGGUUACGAUAAAAGCACUUAAAGAGAAAAUCCGAGAAUAUGAACAGACUCUGAAGAACCAAGCAGAGACUAUAGCUCUUGAAAAGGAACAGAAGUUACAAAAUGACUUUGCAGAGAAGGAGAGAAAGCUGCACGAGACACAGAUGGCUACCACCUCAAAGCUGGAGGAAGCGGAACACAAGGUUCAGACUCUGCAGACAGCCCUGGAAAAAACUCGAACAGAAUUAUUUGACCUGAAAACCAAAUACGAUGAAGAAACAACUGCAAAGGCUGACGAAAUUGAAAUGAUCAUGACGGACCUCGAAAGAGCAAAUCAGAGGGCAGAGGUAGCUCAGAGAGAGGCGGGGACCUUAAAGGAGCAGCUCUCAUCAGCCAACCACUCGCUCCAGCUGGCCUCGCAGAUCCAGAAGGCUCCGGACGUGGAGCAGGCCAUAGAGGUGCUAACCCGCUCCAGCCUGGAAGUUGAGUUGGCCGCCAAAGAGCGGGAGAUUGCUCAGCUAGUGGAGGACGUGCAGAGACUCCAGGCCAGCUUGACGAAGCUGCGUGAAAACUCGGCCAGCCAGAUCUCCCAGCUGGAGCAGCAGCUCAGCACCAAGAACAGCACACUCAAACAACUGGAAGAAAAGCUCAAAGGGCAGGCCGACUAUGAGGAAGUGAAGAAAGAAUUAAAUAUUCUGAAAUCCAUGGAGUUCGCGCCUUCCGAGGGAGCUGGGACGCAGGACACGUCCAAGCCCCUGGAGAUGCUUCUGCUGGAGAAGAACCGCUCCCUGCAGUCUGAGAACGCUGCGCUGCGCAUCUCCAACAGCGACCUGAGCGGGUCAGCCAGGAGAAAAGGGAAAGACCAGCCUGAGAGUCGGCGUCCUGGACCCUUGCCGGCCUCCCCUCCUCCUCAGUUGCCCCGCAACCCGGGGGAGCAGGCUUCCAAUACUAACGGUACACACCAGUUCUCACCAGCGGGGUUAAGUCAAGACUUUUUCAGCUCAUCCCUGGCAAGCCCCAGCCUACCCCCGGCUUCUACAGGAAAAUUUGCACUAAACUCUCUCCUCCAGCGACAGCUAAUGCAAUCCUUCUACUCCAAGGCCGUGCAGGAAGCCGGAAGCACAAGCAUGAUUUUCCCAACAGGUGCAUACACCACAAACUCCAUAUCUUCCCCAAGUCCAUUACAGCAGAGCCCAGAUGUCAAUGGCAUGGCCCCUUCUCCCAGCCAGUCCGAAAGUGCUGGGAGCACCUCUGAGGGCGAGGAGAUGGACACAGCCGAGAUUGCCCGGCAGGUCAAAGAGCAGUUGAUCAAGCACAAUAUCGGACAGCGCAUUUUUGGACAUUACGUCUUGGGAUUGUCUCAAGGGUCCGUGAGCGAGAUCCUAGCCCGGCCCAAGCCGUGGAAUAAACUGACUGUUCGAGGCAAGGAGCCCUUCCACAAGAUGAAGCAGUUCCUCUCCGAUGAGCAGAACAUCUUGGCUCUCCGCAGCAUCCAGGGCAGACAAAGAGAGAAUCCAGGCCAGAGCCUGAACAGACUAUUUCAGGAAGUACCGAAACGAAGAAAUGGGUCUGAAGGUAACAUCACGACCCGGAUCCGCGCCUCCGAAACCGGCUCUGACGAAGCCAUCAAGUCCAUCCUGGAGCAAGCCAAAAGGGAGCUGCAAGUACAGAAAUCAGCUGAGCCGGCCCAGCCUUCUUCCACAUCCAGCAGCGGGAGCUCCGAUGACGCCAUCCGCUCCAUCCUGCAGCAAGCCCGCCGAGAAAUGGAGGCCCAGCAGGCCACCCUCAACCCUGCCUUAAAACCAGAACCACUCUCCCAGACAGACAUCGCCAUCCUGACCCCCAAGCUCCUGUCCGCUUCACCCAUGCCCUCUGUGUCCAGCUACGCCCCCAUAGCCAUCUCCCUGAAGAAAUCCUCCUCGGCGCCUGAGCCCAGUGGCUCUGCCCUACCAAACCCCUCAGGCAUCAAAAAGGAGCCCCAAGACGGCCCCGGGCCUGAACUUCCGGGAGCUGCCGAUGCCCAGGGGGUUCUGAGACACGUGAAAAGCGAGUUAGGUCGCAGCGGUGUCUGGAAAGACCACUGGUGGAGCACGAUCCAGCCCGACAGGAGGAACACGGUUUCCUCUGAGGAAGUCAAGGUUGAAGACCCCAGCGGUGGGAAAGAAAAGGCCAGCAGCAGCCAGGCGCGGGCCGAGCGCACUCAGCUCCAGGGCCCCUCAUCGUCGUCUGAGUACUGGAAGGAAUGGCCCAGUGCUGAGUCACCAUACUCCCAGAGCUCGGAGCUGAGCCUGACUGGAGCCAGCCGCAGCGAGACCCCUCAGAACAGCCCUCUGCCUUCCUCCCCAGUCGUGCCCAUGUCGAAGCCAUCCAAACCCUCGGUCCCCCCGCUGACCCCUGAGCAGUAUGAGAUUUACAUGUACCAGGAGGUGGACACCAUAGAGCUGACGCGCCAGGUGAAGGAAAAGCUGGCCAAGAACGGCAUUUGUCAGAGAAUCUUCGGGGAGAAGGUGCUGGGCCUGUCCCAGGGCAGUGUCAGCGACAUGCUGUCCCGGCCGAAGCCGUGGAGCAAACUGACUCAGAAAGGCCGCGAACCCUUCAUCCGGAUGCAGCUCUGGCUGAAUGGCGAGCUGGGUCAAGGCGUCCUGCCCGUCCAAGGGCAGCAGCAAGGGCCAGUCAUCCAGUCUGUGAUGUCACUGCAGGACCCCCUGCUGCAGGGCAGUGUGAGCUCAGAAAGCACUCCAAAGACCUCUGCCAGCUGCAGCCCUGCGCCUGAGUCACCCAUGAGUUCGAGCGAAUCCGUGAAGAGUUUGACUGAACUAGUCCAGCAGCCUUGUCCCUCCGUAGAAACCAGUAAGGAUGGCAAGCCGCCUGAACCCAGCGAACCUCCAGCUUCAGACUCCCAGCCCGCAACCCCACUGCCUCUCUCUGGCCACUCAGCUCUCAGCAUUCAAGAAUUAGUAGCCAUGUCUCCAGAGCUGGACACCUACGGCAUAACCAAGAGAGUUAAGGAAGUGCUGACGGACAACAACCUCGGCCAGCGCCUGUUUGGGGAGACCAUUUUAGGGCUCACUCAGGGGUCCGUCUCCGACCUCCUGGCUCGUCCCAAGCCCUGGCACAAGCUCAGCCUGAAGGGACGGGAGCCCUUUGUCCGGAUGCAGCUGUGGCUGAAUGACCCCAACAACGUGGAGAAACUGAUGGACAUGAAGCGGAUGGAGAAGAAAGCCUACAUGAAGCGGCGGCACAGCUCAGUCAGUGACAACCAGCCCUGUGAAUCCCCGUCCGUUGGCAUUGACUACAGCCAGGGUGCCAGCCCCCAGCCCCAGCACCAGCUGAAGAAACCCCGAGUGGUGUUGGCCCCUGAAGAGAAAGAAGCUCUCAAACGAGCGUAUCAGCAAAAGCCAUACCCGUCACCAAAAACCAUCGAAGAACUCGCCACCCAGCUCAACUUGAAAACCAGCACCGUCAUCAACUGGUUCCACAACUACAGGUCCCGGAUCCGCAGAGAACUGUUCAUUGAGGAGAUCCAGGCCGGGAGCCAAGGCCAGGCCGGAGCCAGUGACUCCCCCUCGGCCCGAAGCGGCCGGGCAGCACCCGGCUCCGAGGGCGACAGCUGCGACGGCGUGGAAGCCCCCGAGGGUCCGAGCGCUGCAGACGCCGAGGAGCCGAGCGGCCCCGCGGCCGCCGCCAAGUCUCAGGGAGGGUCGGCCUUGGAGGAGCGCCAUGAGGCACCACCGCGGCCGCCGGAGAAGGCGGAGCCGCCGCCCUCGAGGAGCCCAGAGCCCGCUACCGCCACCACCACCGAGGCCCAGUCCCGGGCGCCGCCGCCGGAGGGCCCCGCGGACGCAGCAGGGCCCGCGCCCAGCCCGGCCGCCGCGGCCCGGGAGGACGCCGCUACCUCAGCCGCCCCGCCGGCCGCCCGGGAGGGCGCCCCGAGGAGUUCCGCUUUGCCAAGCACCAGCGCCCCGCCGCCCGCCACCACCCGCCGGGCCAGCUCACUGCAGAGCCUUUUCGGCCUCCCCGAGGCGGCGGGCGCCCGGGACUCGCGCGACAACCCCCUGCGGAAGAAGAAGGCGGCCAACUUGAACAGCAUAAUCCACCGCCUGGAGAAAGCCGCCAGCCGGGAGGAGCCCAUCGAGUGGGAGUUCUGA